AUGGCCAAAAACAAGGACUGGGUUGUGCUCGACCUGAUCGACCAAGACGAAGUUAUCGCCACUUCCGUCACCUCAUGUCUGCCUGGAUUCGAGACGGUUGCGAAGGGAAAGAAGGGAAAAUUCAUGUGGCAUAAUGGAAAAGAAGAAGAAGCGGAGGUUAUGGAGGUUUGCGACCGGUUACAGGCCAAACAAAUCGCUCAGUUCACGAUGAGCUACAUUUAUCGAAGAGAGCGGAGAAUUGCGGAGAGGGCGAAUGCAGAAAGCUGCAGUAAACAGUAGGUUGUUUUUUGGAUUUUUUUUUUUGAUUUUUUUGGCCCAAAAUUGCAAAAAAAUUUUUUUUUUCAAUUUUGAACAAAUCCAAAAUGUUUUUGGAAAAUGCGAGCUAAAAUUUUUGCAAGUAUCCGAAAGACAUGUAAUAUGAAUUUAUCCCGGUUUUCAGCAAAAUCUGAAGAUUUUUUGAAAAACAUAUAGAUAAUAAAAAUUUUUGUGAAAUUUUUCAUUAAAAAUCCAAAUUAUUUUUUCAAAAUACGAGCUAAAAAUUUUGCAGGUAUCUUAGAAAAUAUCUAAUCUAAAUUUAUCCCUAUUUUCAUCAAAUGAGUUUUUAAUUUUUUUGCGAUUUUGAUUAAAAAAUCAAUUAUUUUUGUAAAAUACGAGCUAAAAAUUCGUAAGAACCCUAUAAAAAAUCUGCUCUAAAUUUAUCCCGAUUUUCAUCAAAAUCUGAGAAAUUUUUGAAAAAAAUAAAAAAAAAACCCACAAAAUUUUCAGACCAGCCGCUUCUGGACUCGAAUUUUCAUUCUCCGAAGACCUCCUAACUUCCCGUCUCGACACUCAUCAAGACCAAAUCGACCAGCUCCAACAACGUGUAGCCGAUGAACAGGCGAAAAACGAAUCCUUCCAGGCCCAAAUCCUCGAACAACUGGCCAGCUACAAGGCCGAGAUUGAGCGGAUAAAAUCCCUGCCGGGCAACGAGCACUUGGGCAAGAAGGUGCCAAAGUUCCGGUUCUUGGACCAGGACGUUGUGGAGGUUUUCUAUCAGCAGGCCGGGAACGAUCCCCUCAAAUUCUUCCGCUUCAUUUACGCAUCGCUCUUCACGAAGGAGGAGAAGAAACGCGGCAUCAAACAGUUGUCGCAGGAGAAGUUGUUGGAGUUUGAGCAUCUCUUCAAGUACUACUAUCCGCAAGACAACCCGGAGGCGGACAAGGAAUUGUGGACAAUGUACCGGAAAAAGAUGAGCAGAUAUGCGACGAAUCAGGUGAGGGAGAUGUAAUUUUUGUUAAAUUUCUUCAUUUAAGGGUUGUAUAACGAUUUUGAAAGAUUUUUUACAAAAAGUAUCAAAAGGUAUCCACGAGGCAUUUUUGAGAUUUCACUUUUAAAUCAGUCAAAAUUUCGGUGUUUGAGCAAGUCUUCAGCCAUUUUAUGACUAUUUUGACAUGUUUACAGAGAUUUCUAAAAAAAAAGUAUCAAAAGUUAUCCAUGAGGCAUUUUUGAGAUUUCAAAAGGGAUCUGUAAAAUAUUUUGGCUUUUGAGCAAGGUUUCAGCUGUUUUAUGACUGCUUUGAUUCGUUUAGAGCGAUUUCUAAAAAAAGUAUCAAAAGUUAUCCAUGAGACAUUUUUGAGACUUCAAAAGGGAUCAGUCAAAAUUUUGGUUUUUGAACAUGGUUUCAUCCAUUUUAUGACUAUUUUGGUUCGUGUAGAGCGGAUUCUUCAAAAAGUAUCAAAAGGUAUCCAUGAGACAUUUUUGAGAUUUCGAAAGUUAUCAUAACUUUUUUAUGCAAUUUUGACCCAACGGUGACAUUUUUUGAGACUUUUGAAUUUUUUAGCAAAAGGUGUCAAAAAGUAUCCUUGGUAAUUUUCAAAACCCUCAAAAGUGAUCAAGCCCUGCUUUCAAAUUUUAACCAAUGUUUAAUCGAUUUCUCCGCCGUUGUUAACUUUUUUUAACAUCAGUUUGAAUUUCAGCGUCGCGACCGAAGCCGAAAGAAGGCUCCUCCUUCAGGAACGACCCUUCAUGUUAUCCUGGACACUCCAUCGGAUCAAAGUCGAGAAAGUUCGGUCUCUCUGCCGCGUAAAUCCAUGGAAUCGGGGCCAAGUGAACUCGUCCCCAACGAUCUCCUGCAGAGGUUGAUCAAACAAGAGACAAGUUUCUAA
Messenger RNA from Bursaphelenchus xylophilus (pine wood nematode), 2144 nucleotides. Lineage: Eukaryota; Metazoa; Nematoda; Chromadorea; Rhabditida; Aphelenchoididae. The record is from the annotation of a GenBank genome assembly.